Molecule: messenger RNA, 2370 nt
Organism: Physella acuta
Lineage: Eukaryota; Metazoa; Mollusca; Gastropoda; Physidae
Product: glycoprotein-N-acetylgalactosamine 3-beta-galactosyltransferase 1-like
Cellular component (GO): membrane
Molecular function (GO): N-acetylgalactosaminide beta-1,3-galactosyltransferase activity
Source: RefSeq, a predicted model, not a curated record
CGUCGGCAUGUGCUUAGCGUUUCUUGUGUUCAGCUACGUGCAGAUGAACUACGGCUCCACCAAGAUGAUGGAAGUGUCCAAGGAUGGUGGUGUCGACGGCAACAAGCCGAUGUCACACGACGAGUUUGAUAAGGCGAUAGCCAGGGCGAAUUUGCCAGACGUUCAUCUGACGGUGGAUAAGCACAUGCAUCACGAUGAUGACGCUAUAGCCAGGAAAUUGAGCGAACAGGUCCGCGUGUUGGUUUGGGUGAUGACGUCACCGAAUAAUUUAAAGUCCAAAGCUCGAAUUGUAAGGGACACGUGGGCCAAACGGUGCAACAAGAUCAUUUUUUUCAGUUCUGAAGACAAUGCUUCCUUCCCCACUGUGGGGUUGAACGUGCCCGAGGGUCGGGAACAUCUGACAGCCAAAACAAUGAAAGGUUUCCGAUAUGUCUACGAGCAUAAUUUCAACGACGCUGAUUGGUUCAUGAAGGCUGAUGAUGACACCUACCUGAUCGUGGAAAACCUCCGGUACUUCUUAUCUGGCCAAAAUACCAGUGAACCCGUUUAUUUUGGCCACCAUUUUAAAGCACUCGUCAAACAGGGAUACUACAGUGGUGGUGCUGGCUAUGUGUUGAGCAAGGAAGCUUUAAAAAGGCUGGGAGAGCAAGGCAAUAAUACCAAGGUGUGUCGUCAAGAUGGAGGGGCAGAAGAUGUUGAACUGGGCCACUGCAUGCAGAAUUUAGGGGUGCGCACAGCAAACAGUACAGACAUACUAGGCCGCAGUAGAUUUCACUGUUUUGAUCCAGAGACUCAUUUGUUUGGUGGUUAUAAAGAAUGGUAUUAUCGAUAUGAUGCCAAUGGUGCUAAGAAGGGAAGAGAAAGCAUCAGUGAUUACGCCAUCAGCUUUCAUUAUGUUCCACCAGAAAAAAUGUUGUCAUUAGAAUUUUACAUCUAUCACCUGAGGCCGUAUGGGAUCAACUCGGGAGAACAGGAUUUAAACCAACAGAAACAUUUGCGUAGAUAAUAAUGUCUUAAUGGUUAUCUUGUUUAACCCAAUUUUAUAAAAAUGUUGAGAUUUAUAAGUUAGCUCCUGCCAAAAUAGAAUUUUAUUCUAUUUGUUUAAAAAUCCUAUAUAUAUCCAACAGUGUGAUAACCUGCAAGUCCAAGAAAUUAGGGCAGAUCGUUCCAAAGAGAAAAUAACUAGUCAAAAUAAAGUUAACUAAUUGUAAUAUUUAAAACAAGCAUUUGACCUUAAAGAAAUCUGAAGUUUGAAUACAGAAAAUACGUUUUGCUAUAGGCACUUUUCUGAAGAUCUAAAUAUGUUUUUGUUGGUUGUUGAAAGUUCCAUUAAUAUCUAAGUAAUUUGAUUAUUGUGUGCUAGUUUUUUCAAAAGGUUGAAUGAUAUUUAAAAUUCUAUGUCUUCACUGUUAAAACAUCAUACCAUGUGGAUUUGACAUUUCCAUUUCUCAUUUUGAACAGAUCACUUUGUAUAAAUAGUUGAUGAUAUAAUUUUGAUGCAUUGCAGUGAUUGCAUUUUUUUAGUUACGAAAGUAAGUUUUAAUUAGUCUUCUUGUUGUGAUAAGAAAAUGUGUUUUUAUGUGAUGUAAGUGUAAAUGAAAACAUUUUCUUUCUGUAUAAAAGUGAUUGGAAGUGAUUUGCUGACUGUAGGAAUGAAAGUAUUUUAUCUUCCAUAAAAGUAUUUUUGCAUACUUAAGGAGGGAAUAAAAGUAUUUUCUUUUGGUAAAGAAAAAUGCUUAAUUUUAAUACAACUUCCUGUAAUAUAAACUGGGAUUAAAAAUUCCUGUAAAAUAGUAUUUCUUUCUCCAAUAAUAUUCUUUCUGUUGAAUCAGUUCUGGGUGGUUUAUUUUCUGUAGUUUCCAGUUUGUUGUGUAAGUAACAGUCCAUAUUUCUGGUGUGAAUUUGAUGUAAUAAAUAAACAACACCAAUAUAUUUAUACAUCAAAUAAUAUUUAGACUUAGAAAAAAAAAAUACACCAGCCAGUAAUAUUUUUCGAAAUAAAGAAUGAGAUAUUGUUGUCUAUUAUUUAAAAAAUAAAAUAAAUUAAAUUAAGGAUCUGUUUUGUAUUUGAACAUUGCAUUUAAAAUGUUGUUUUUUAAGCAAGAAAUAUUGAUGAAAUAUAUGUUGUUAUAUAAGUUGAAUGGUUUUAAAUUCCUCAUUUAAUUUUUAGUUGCAUUCAUUUUUUUCCAAAAGAAAGUUUCUUAGAAUUGCGGCAUGAUGUGGCUGUUGUCACUCUGUUAAAAAUUUUAAAAUUCUAUUUAAUCAAACAUUUAUUUUGUAAUGUUGAGCCUGCUACAAUAAAAUGUUAUCAUCUCAAUUUAUUCAUGGUUUAAAAUGUUUUUUCAAAUUUUAAAGUAACUUUUGAUUGUA